This is a messenger RNA of Scatophagus argus, 4300 nucleotides long. RefSeq names its product protein rapunzel-like. NCBI's taxonomy places the organism in Eukaryota, Metazoa, Chordata, Actinopteri, Scatophagidae. The transcript has 3 exons. Bases 1273 to 2301 code for a protein of 342 amino acids. The record is from RefSeq and is a predicted model, not a curated record.
AGUCGUGUCAGCGCGGAUAAUGAAAGCUUUGUGAUUUCAAACGGACAAUCAGUCUGUUUAUUGCCAUGUUUUCUUCAGUUUUCAUCAGAGGGAGGACAGGCUUCCCUUGUGUUGCUGCUGCUGCUGCUGCUGCCUGAGGCUUGGUGUGUCAGAAGAGGGGACGCGGGGUCUUAAACCCGCUGGAGACUCAGGUCUGGACACGCAAGGAGGCAAACGCCCAUACUAUUUGUGACUAGUGGUGUAAUAUACGACGUAAACAUCACAGACAUCAGAUAGGCUGUGAAGGGAACAGGGCUGUCUUUUAACGCUUUGCUGGCAGCUGCCAACAUGAUUUGCAUGGGGGUUUAUUUUGGGGAAAACAGCUUCAACUGCCGUCGCAGUCAUUAUCCCCCACCUUAGAAUCCAUCGGAUUGUCUGCAGAGGUUUUCAUGUAAUAACGUUUCGUGCUACAGGACUGAAUUUAUGCUCGUUCAAGCCCUGACGAAGGACCAGAAUGUGGCUCACUGCAGGACUACUUUGGCGCACUGAAUGGGUGCAUUUACAGCUCCGCGUUUUGCCUCUCUCAUAGCUGCUAUUGGUCCGAGAAUCGGUUAUUUGACUUUGUGAGCUGUGCUGGAGUGCUGUUCGUGUUAGCACAUAUAUAUGUAAGCAUAUAAUAUAUUUUAAAUACGUGAAAGAAAUACCUUUGCUGUUUGCAGUGCCGACUGCGCCUUUUGGAACAUUUCUCUUGUACUUUGCUGUCGAAAAUGACUUUAAAUUCGACUUUCUUUGAGUGUAGCUUUAAAAGUUUGGGUAUAGUUGGUAACAUUUAAACAGAAUUAAUAUGGUAAUUACUUUUUAUGCUGGAUAAACUUCUCUUUUUUUCUCCUGGAGCCUUUGGAGAGCUCCCAGUUCCUUUGGAUACACCUGUGCACUUUGGAGAGGUCCAUUUGGAUCCAUAGCUCAAUUUUUGCAUUGUUUGGAUUCUGCGCGUGUGAAAAUAUUUUCCUAUCAUUUUUUCUGGUCCAGUCCGUAAGAAAGGGGUCUCUUUGACACGUACAUAGAACCAAUGGACCAACUGUAGCCUCCCAAAGAGGCUCCAGAGCUUGGCAAACGCACAAAACGCACCAGAAAGAGCCUAAGAGUUCAGUUGCGCACCUACUGACAGUUCCUUUUCAGUAUCAACUGUAUGACUACUGCAUGGACCAAAAUAAGUUGAAAUCAUAGGGGUAGGACAUGAUGAAUUUGAGGAGUGGGCUUAACUGUUUAAGGCCUUUGAUAUAGCAUUUUAAAAUGCCAAAUUGGAGCAUAAGUGUAUUUGAGGCCAAAUUUGGCAUUUUUGGGUCCUGGGGACUCUCUGGGCUCUUUAAAAAUGGUUUAGUCCAAUUUGGUCACCCCUACACAUUCAACAUACAUGGAAGUGUCCUUUUUUGCAGGGAUUGCUGGGAAGAAGAAGCAGGCUGUCGAGGUUGGGACUUUGGUGAGGGAGGUACAGGCACAGCCAGUCUGAAAAGGAAUCUUCCUGAUAAGGACCAGGGUCCCUUUAACAACCCAGGAGGAGGUUCCUGUGUGUGCCUGAAGAGAAGAAAUUCAAUACAUCCACAUCGUCUCAGCCACCUCAGCAUCUGCCUGGAAAUCAUGAUGGAAGACGAGAUCACCGAGGACCGGGCCAAGCUGAAGCAGGGCCUGGUCAAAGUGCUCCAGUGUGUGGCCACCAUCUCCUCAGCAGCGUCCGUGGUCAACCCCAUCUUUGGCGUCGCCGGUUCCCUGAUCCGAGUGGUCCUGCACCACAUCGAUGAUGAGGACAUCCGCACCCUGAAGCGCGAGUUCGGCUCAGUCAACCGGGCGCUGGACCAGCUGUCCCAGCUGAAUCGCAACACGCUGGUACAGAUCAAGAAAGAAACACUGGAUGGCCAGUACUGCCGCGUGGAGGAGAACCUGAAGAACCAGUUCAGAAAGUUCAUGGAGAUGGUGGAGGCGCGGCCGGAGCACCGCGAGCACAAGAAGGACGACUUUGAGGAAAGCUAUGCCAAUGACUUGGGAGACCAGAACCUGCACACGCUCUACGACGGUGUGGUGGGCAAACCGAAGCUUUUCAGCAGGCCAAUCCUGGAGGUCUACCUGAAACACUCGCAGGGCGACCGCCAGACUAUGGAGCGACUCUGCACGCGUCUCACCUACCUGUUCUGCAUCGGCCUCAUCGCCCUCAUGGGCUACGCUGCGAUCAUCGGAGACGACGAGGAGGGUCUGAGCGAGGAGUGGGCCGAGAAGAUGGAGCACGUGCAGGAGAAGAUGCAGGAGGCUCUUAGCAAGUGCAAAUGAAGAGCCACAAAGAGGAGCUUUGUGCACCCCUGCUUCUUCUUCACAUCCAGGACUCGUGUGUCCAAAUUCCCUCUGUAGCUCCUCCUUCUUCCUUUUCUCUCCCUGUAAGCAUCUGCGAUAUCUUCACUGUUUAUGAGCAAAUUCUUCAGAGAUUCUUUUCACAACACAAACUUGCUGCUCGCACAAGCAUACACAGUACUCAGACAUGUAUUCAUCUUGUCCAAGUUGAGGUAAAGACAACUAAAUUAUUAGUAUUUGCCUUGCUGGGUGACCAACAUGGAAAAGCAUGCCAGCGCUUUCAGCUGACAGAUACAAGACACUAAACAGCUGUGGGAUCAUUACAUGUAAUUCAAUUCAGUUCAAUUCAAUUUCAAUAUUUAUAUAGCACCUCAUACGAUCAAAAUUGUCUCUAGGUGCUUUACAGAAACCCAGAGCCUGAACCCCCGAGCAAGCAGACAGUGAUGAGGAAAAACAAUCAUUAAUCUACUCUGGAAAAAAAAUACAUUUAGAGCAAUGUAAGAAAACUACAUUUAGGCUUGAACAUAAACGUUAAAAGCUUUAACGUAAAUGUUAGAUGGACAGAUGUAACCAGCUUCGGUGUGUGAUAUUGCAGUGCAUCCCGUCCAUUAUGCACCUUUGGAGAGAAUUUGCCAUUUAUUGUAAUAUAUAUAUUUUAAUUACAUGUAGAACACUACAAGGACAUCACUGUGUUGGAAUUAGCCUGCCUGAACCCUCAACACUGGGGACCACCGUAUACAGUUUGAAGGGGAACAGGAAACCUGGCUGAGGCUGCUGUCGUGCAAAUGAUUCUCCACUAAAAUUCCCUCUUUUUAAUGUUAUGCCAUUGAUGUAAUAACUGCUAGAAGUCAACAAUUUAAAAAGCAAUGAGCAAAGCCAAAAGACGCACUAAACAUCCAAAUGUUUUCAGAGCCUUGAAUGUCACCACACCACUAUCAUCACAUAACCAUUACUACACAUUGGACGUGAUCAUACUGUGCCAUGCGCACAUUGACAAGAUAUGUCACAAAUAUUGUAUGUUUCUUAUUCAUUGAGUUCAUGACGCACUACGCAUACUGUUGGUGUUGUUUUACACUAAUUUCUGACGCUGCUGAGUUCUUUGCUUUUUUUCACUUAGAAAAAUGAAAACACUAAGAGUGCACAUAAAAUCUGAUUUAUUCUAACGCUACGCUGCUAUCUGGCCACCACAGAGGGAUACACUAAAUAUAAUUUGCCAUUUAAGAGAUUGUUUCAUGUGCUUCCAUUGUGAGUAACCCUAACUGUUUUGUGAUUCUUUGCACAGACUUUUAACGUCAUAUGAGAAGUCAUUAUGUCGCUGGAUUCCUUCAGCUCUCAACUUUUAUUUUCUGUUGCAUGUUCACUAAAGCCUGAAGCCUUACAGCCAUGCAGGAAGUGUUGUAAUCUAUAGAGAAAAUUAUCAGUGGGUGUCUCUGGAGACUAUAAAACAUCUAACGUCCAUUAUUUGUAGGUUUUGGGGUUUUUAUUUUCACAGUUAAGCCUCAGCAUCUGGAUUUUUUUUGGCUCUUCGUGCUUUUCAUGUUCUUCCUCGUCUGACCAACGGUGCCUACAUGUGACAUUUGUUUUAUUUCUUUUAGGGUUUUUUUUUUUUAUCUUAAUCAUUUAAAUACUGUGUAAGGUGUUAUGUUCUGAAAGGUCUCUAUGUUACAGUUAAGAUUUUAAAUAGAGUUAAAACUAUGUUUAUGAAGUGUAUUUUGUUUGUUUGUUCAGUAGCACCCAGCGGAUUUGGUUCGCUGAGUCAGCAAGUUGUAAAGAUUGUAGACUUAAGAUCUGAUUGACAUUAAUAAUAACUCUCCUCCUAACUGGUUUAUGGCUCUUUGCCACAUCUCUUAUUCAGAUACGCUACAAAACAUCGAGUCAAAAUGCUGUUGGUGUUGAAGAUUACUAUGUAAGAGCCUUUUUCGUAUUUGUGACUAUGUUGCCUUUUUUUGUUACCACUAUAAAUAAACAUGAGCGAACAACA